Eubalaena glacialis (North Atlantic right whale) is the source of this 4449-nucleotide messenger RNA. It is a transcript of the gene SLITRK5, whose product is annotated as SLIT and NTRK like family member 5. Gene Ontology annotation, cellular component: membrane. The record is from RefSeq and is a predicted model, not a curated record. The transcript has 2 exons. Bases 158 to 3061 code for a protein of 967 amino acids. Lineage: Eukaryota; Metazoa; Chordata; Mammalia; Artiodactyla; Balaenidae. Gene Ontology annotation, molecular function: protein binding. Gene Ontology annotation, biological process: positive regulation of synapse assembly; axonogenesis; regulation of presynapse assembly.
AGAGCCGGUUGGGGAGCCCCGGAACCCGCGGUCGCCACCACGGCGGCGGCCCGGGGGUGGCGGCGUCCGGGCGCCUCUUUUCUCCAGCCGCUCGGAUCGCAGCGCUCGCCCUCCCUCGGCUUCCGAACCCCGGUGCACACCCCAAAGAGGAGAUAAAAUGCACACUUGCUGCCCCCCAGUAACUUUGGAACAGGACCUUCACAGAAAAAUGCAGAGCUGGAUGCUGCAGACUCUAGCUUUUGCUCUAACAUCUCUCGUCCUUUCGUGUGCAGAAACCAUCGAUUAUUAUGGGGAAAUCUGUGACAAUGCAUGUCCUUGUGAGGAAAAGGACGGCAUUUUAACUGUGAGCUGUGAAAACCGGGGGAUCAUCAGCCUCUCUGAAAUUAGCCCUCCCCGUUUCCCAAUCUACCACCUCUUGUUGUCUGGAAACCUUUUGAACCGUCUCUAUCCCAAUGAGUUUGUCAAUUACACUGGGGCUUCAAUUUUGCAUCUGGGUAGCAAUGUUAUCCAGGAUAUUGAGACUGGGGCUUUCCACGGGCUGCGGGGUUUAAGGAGAUUGCAUCUGAACAAUAAUAAACUGGAACUUCUGCGUGAUGAUACCUUCCUUGGCUUGGAGAGCCUGGAGUACUUACAGGUCGAUUACAAUUACAUCAGUGUCAUUGAACCCAAUGCUUUUGGGAAACUGCAUUUGUUGCAGGUGCUUAUCCUCAAUGACAAUCUCUUGUCCAGUUUACCCAACAACCUUUUCCGUUUUGUGCCCUUAACGCACUUGGACCUGCGGGGGAACCGGCUGAAACUUCUGCCCUAUGUGGGGUUGUUGCAGCAUAUGGAUAAAGUUGUGGAGUUACAGCUGGAGGAAAACCCCUGGAAUUGCUCCUGUGAGUUGAUCUCUCUGAAGGAUUGGUUAGACAGCAUCUCCUACUCGGCCCUGGUGGGGGAUGUGGUUUGUGAGACCCCCUUCCGCUUACACGGCCGGGACUUGGACGAGGUGUCCAAGCAGGAACUUUGCCCAAGGAAACUUAUUUCAGACUAUGAGAUGAGGCCGCAGUCGCCUUUGAGCACCACGGGGUAUUUACAUACCACCCCGGCAUCGGUGAAUUCCGUGGCCACUUCUUCCUCUGCUGUUUACAAACCCCCCUUGAAGCCCCCCAAGGGGACUCGCCAACCCAACAAGCCCAGGGUGCGCCCCACCUCUCGGCAGCCCUCCAAGGACCUGGGCUAUGGCAACUAUGGCCCCAGCAUUGCCUACCAGACCAAAUCUCCGGUGCCUUUGGAGUGUCCCACCGCGUGCACUUGCAACCUGCAAAUCUCCGAUCUGGGCCUCAACGUUAACUGCCAGGAGCGCAAGAUCGAGAGCAUCGCAGAGCUGCAGCCCAAGCCCUACAACCCCAAGAAAAUGUAUCUGACGGAGAACUACAUCGCCCUGGUGCGCAGGAGCGACUUCCUGGAGGCCACCGGGCUGGACCUUCUGCAUCUGGGCAACAACCGCAUCUCCAUGAUCCAGGACCGCGCCUUUGGGGAUCUCACCAACCUGAGGCGCCUCUACCUAAAUGGCAACAGGAUCGAGAGGCUGAGCCCGGAGUUGUUCUAUGGCCUGCAGAGCCUGCAGUAUCUCUUCCUCCAGUACAAUCUCAUACGCGAGAUUCAGUCUGGGACCUUCGAUCCGGUCCCCAACCUCCAGCUGCUAUUCCUGAAUAACAACCUCCUGCAGACCAUGCCCUCAGGCGUCUUCUCAGGCCUGACCCUCCUCAGGCUGAACCUGAGGAGUAACCACUUCACCUCCUUGCCGGUGAGUGGAGUUCUGGACCAGCUGAAGUCGCUCAUCCAAAUCGACCUGCACGACAACCCGUGGGAUUGUACCUGCGACGUGGUGGGCAUGAAACUGUGGGUCGAGCAGCUCAAAGUGGGCGUCUUGGUGGACGAGGUCAUCUGCAAGGCGCCCAAGAAGUUCGCUGAGAUGGAUAUGCGCUUCAUUAAGUCGGAGCUGCUGUGUCCAGACUACUCGGACGUGGAGGUUUCCACGCCCACGCCCUCCUCCAUCCAGGUGCCCGCGAGGCCCAGCGCGGUGACCCCCGCCGUGCGGUUGAACAGCACCGGGGCCCCUGCGGGCUUGGGCGCGGGCGGAGGCGCGUCGUCGGUGCCCUUGUCCGUGUUAAUCCUGAGCCUGCUGCUGGUCUUCAUCAUGUCGGUCUUCGUGGCCGCCGGGCUCUUCGUGCUAGUCAUGAAGCGCAGGAAGAAGAAGCAGAGCGACCACACCAGCACCAACAAUUCCGACGUGAGCUCCUUUAACAUGCAGUACAGCGUGUACGGCGGCGGCGGCGGCGGCGGCGGUGGUGGCGGCGGCGGCGCUGGAGGCCACCCGCACGCGCACGUGCACCACCGCGGGCCGGCGCUGCCCAAGGUGAAGACGCCCGCGGGCCACGUGUACGAGUACAUCCCCCAUCCGCUGGGCCACAUGUGCAAAAACCCCAUCUACCGCUCCCGAGAGGGCAACUCCGUGGAGGAUUACAAAGACCUGCACGAGCUCAAGGUCACCUAUAGCGGCAACCACCACCUGCAGCCGCCGCCGCCGCCGCCGCCGCCGCCGCCGCAGCAGCAGCAGCAACAGCCCCCGCCGCAGCUGCAGCUGCAGCCGGGGGAGGAGGAGAGGCGGGAAAGCCACCACUUGCGGAGCCCCGCCUACAGCGUCAGCACCAUCGAGCCCCGGGAGGACCUACUGUCGCCGGUGCAGGACGCCGACCGCUUUUACAGGGGCAUUUUAGAACCAGACAAACACUGCUCCACCGCCCCCGCCGGCAGUAGCCUCCCGGAAUAUCCCAAAUUCCCGUGCAGCCCCGCUGCUUACACUUUCUCCCCCAAUUAUGACCUGAGACGCCCCCAUCAGUAUUUGCACCCGGGGGCAGGGGACAGCAGGCUGCGGGAACCGGUGCUCUACAGCCCCCCCAGUGCUGUCUUUGUAGAACCCAACAGGAACGAAUAUCUGGAGUUAAAAGCAAAACUAAACGUUGAGCCGGACUACCUCGAAGUGCUGGAAAAACAGACCACAUUUAGCCAGUUCUAAAGGCAAAGAAACUCCCUUGGAGCUUUUGCGUUUAAAACCGACGAGCAAGCAGACACACACCGCGAACACAUUUGAUUAAUUGUGUUGUUUCAACGUUUAGGGUGAAGUGCCUUGGCACGAGAUUCUCAGCUUCGGCGGAAGAUACUGAAAGGGUGUGCCAUUUCCUUUUCAUAUUACACGCGGGGAAACAUUUGUGUAAGCUGGGCACAUCACUUUCCCUUCUUGCGUGUGGAGGAGACAAAGAGUAGGGCUUUACUGAGGGCAAUUUGCUUCGCGAGUGACUUGUUAAAGGUCUCAGUAAUUUUUGUAGUAGUUGGAAGUGUUAAGAAUGGUGGGAGAUGGCAGCGCAUAGAUUCUAUUCUUCCUCUUUUGCUCCCUUCUCCCUCCCCUUCUCCCCCUUUGAGCCAUGGGUGAGUCUAAAUGGCUUUUGUGGAGAGAUUAGCACACCCCAACUUUAAUAGAAGGUUUGUUCUCUCUCUCGCUCUCUCUCUCUCUCCCCCCCGCCCCGCCCCCUUUCUGCUUCCUCUCUUUCUCUGCCUCCCUGCCUUCUUCCUCCUCUCUCAUUCCUUUCCUUUCUUUUUAAAGGAUGUGUUUGUAUGCAUUCUGGACAUUUGAAUUAAAAGAACAAAAGUAUUGUGAUCUUGAAAAGAUCACCAUAGAUGUGGACAAAUCAUUAAAAUUACAGAGCUAUAUGAUCCAUAAUUGAUUAGUCAAAAUAACUUAUUGAUGAAAUAUACAAAUAUUUUAUUGUAGCACCUAUUUUUAUAUGCACAUUUAGCAUUUCUCUUUCCUUCACUAUUUAGCCUAUGAUUUUCACAGAGGUGUCACACUGUAUCAGGAGCUGCAUUUCCAAAACUGAAGUGAUAUCAGGAAGGCAUUUUAAAUCAUUAAAAUAUGGAGAACUUAAUGGCAGAAUCUUAAAAGUCAAUGCAACCCACCCAAUUGGAUCUGUAAUUUAAAAAACAAAAACAAACAAACAAAAAAACAUUGUAUCCCAAUGUAUAAAAGAAAAAGAUUUAGGGCAAUUAAUUGGGCCAUCCCAGUGAGAAUCAUGUGCAAGUUUCUGGUUUUGUUAGAGGAGAUUGAAAAGUAUUUUUAUUAGUCAACCAAAAUGAUGUAUUGAUCUGACUACUAUUGUAGCCAAGUUUUGAUUGUUUAACCAAACCCAGUUGCAUUUGUACAGAUCCACGUGUACUGGCACCUCAGAAGACCAAAUGAUGGACUGUACAAAUCUCUAUACAAUGUCUUUAUCCCUCUGGGCAGCAAGCAAUGAUGAUAACCACGAACAGGAUGUCUGUAAGAUGGGGCUACUGUUGUUACAGUCUCAUGUAUCCCAGCACAUGUAAUUUUUUAAAUAGUUUCUGAAUAAACACUUGAUAACUAUGUCA